This is a messenger RNA of Saprolegnia diclina VS20, 727 nucleotides long. RefSeq lists its product as hypothetical. Gene Ontology annotation, molecular function: protein binding. The transcript is spliced from 3 exons. Bases 74 to 661 code for a protein of 195 amino acids. The record is from RefSeq and is a predicted model, not a curated record. NCBI's taxonomy places the organism in Eukaryota, Oomycota, Saprolegniomycetes, Saprolegniales, Saprolegniaceae.
CGAUCUCGCUUUUUGUUCCAUGGUUUAGCCUCCGUUUUCGAAGUCUGUCAGUCGUCAAUUGUGCCAAGCGAGAAUGGACCUGGUCAUGGAAGAGGUCGUUGACCCGAGCUUCGAGCCGUCGGAUGCCGAGGUCCUUCAGCACGCAACGUUCCUUGGCAUGGACGUCAUCAACGACAAGGACCUCCUUUGGAUCGCUCGCGAUGCGCUCAAGGCCAACCUGCCUGAGCACUGGAAGCCGUGCAAGAUGGUCGAGACGGACCACAUUUACUACUACAACUUUGCCACCGGCGCCAGUACGUGGGACCACCCCUGCGACGAGCGAUUUCGCCAGCUCUACCACGAGCACAAGGCCACGUUGAUGGCGCAAGCUUCCGAGGUGCGCCCGCCCGAGGCGACGACGCCGCCCACAGGCCGGGUGGACAGCAAAGUGCUCGUCGACGAUAUUCAGUGUGCACUCGCCGCCGCCACCGCGUCGCUUCAGGACGCACAAGCGAUGCUCGCCGAGCUCGUUGGCGCCGAAGCGCGCAAAUGGGAGGCAGAGCUCGCCGCGCGGGACGCCACGUGGCAGCGCCAAGUCGAUGAUCUCUCGCGGCGGCUGGCGGCCGCGCAGGUGCAACCACGAGCUUCGUCCGAGGACAAGGACUGGGAAAUCAUCGAGUGAGAGAGUUGCUGCUGCACGUAACACGCUGUUUUGUAUACGGUAUUCAUCAACAUUUUGAUGCGGGAA